UGUAAGUUGCCACAUGAUUCGCACAAUAAACAUCGUUAAGUUGGGGAAGUGAACAAGAAGACGUUACUAAGCGAUAAACAAACGAUCGAAAUAACAGGCCAGCCGUGAGUAAUCGAGCAACACCGGUCAUUGAAUUAGGCAGAGACAACAACUCGAAAUAGUCUUCGUCAAAGCAAACAAAACAGACAUACCAAUGGCUAUAAACGACUAUAUAUUCCAUUAAUGGUUUACAACUGUAAUUUCCUAAUUAGUUGUGUUCUUUCUGGAUUGAGGCAGUUAGUUUACAUAUCAUCCAAGAACCCACGGUAAUUACAGGCAAUUCCUAUCCUGGUUGGCGUUGGUGUUGUUGUCAUGACGGCAAUCCUGGCCAAACACUUGUUCUCAGGCAGCAAGAAAGCCAAGGUGACGCUUGAGAACAAAGACGUAAAGUACGCCUUGAGGUUGGUUGACAGAGAGGAAAUCAGCCAUGACACCCGUCGAUUCAGGUUUGCAUUAACGUCUCCCGAACACAUAUUGGGUCUACCUGUAGGUCAACAUAUCUACCUGUCUGCUACGAUCAAUGGUGAGUUGGUUGUCCGACCUUACACCCCUGUGUCCAGUGAUGACGACAAAGGCUACAUGGAUCUUGUCAUCAAGGUCUACAAGAAAGGAAUCCAUCCUAAAUUCCCCAAUGGUGGCAAGAUGAGCCAACACGUGGAUUCUCUCACCAAUGAGGAUUAUAUCGAUGUCAAAGGUCCCUCUGGCCUUUUGACUUACCAUGGAAACGGUGAAUUCCACAUCAAGCCUGAUAAGAAAUCCCCUCAUGAGGUGGUUACUGUGAAGAAAAUUGGAAUGAUUGCUGGAGGCACUGGUAUCACUCCAAUGCUGCAGAUCAUCAAACAGAUCCUCAAAGAGUCUCGCCACAAUCUCGAAAUGUUCCUCCUGUUCGCCAACCAGACUGAAAAUGAUAUUCUGCUGCGCCCUGACUUGGAGAAAAUUGCUGAGGAUCACCCUGACCAGUUCCAUUUGUGGUUUACUGUGGACAAAGCUGAACCAAAUUGGAGCUUCAGUACUGGGUUCGUCAACGAGACCAUGAUCAAGGACCACCUACCAGCCCCAGCUGAGGACGUCCUCAUUCUGAUGUGCGGCCCACCUCCCAUGAUAAACUCCGCCUGUCUGCCACACCUCGACAAACUCGGAUACAAACCUACCCAACGUUUCUCUUUCUAAAACAAAAUAAAUACAUUUAUUUUAUUAUUAUUUUUUUUUUGUAAGAAAUAAAUUAAAUUCCACAACAGAUGAGGAACAAACAAAAAAAAAACAAAAAAAAAAGUGGGGGGGUGUUGUGGGGGGGGGUGGAGAUGUGAUGAAAGUAUGUUGCUUAUGUAGAGAUGUUUGGGAGGAGAGGAAGAAGAGAGGGGAAGGGCACUUGUAACUGGUUCUAGACUUUCUCCUCUGAGUUUCUUAAUUAAGUUUACAUCACAAAACAAAGUUUUGUUGCUUUUUUUUUCUAAUUUUUAUUUCCACUUUUUUUUUGUCGCUUUAAAAAAAAAUGUUUUUUUAUUUUUUGUACAUCUUCAGUUUAUUGUCAUAAAGUUACGUGAGUUGAAGGCUUG
Messenger RNA from Octopus sinensis (East Asian common octopus), 1595 nucleotides. RefSeq names its product NADH-cytochrome b5 reductase 3-like. Lineage: Eukaryota; Metazoa; Mollusca; Cephalopoda; Octopoda; Octopodidae. Gene Ontology annotation, cellular component: mitochondrion. The record is from RefSeq and is a predicted model, not a curated record. Gene Ontology annotation, molecular function: oxidoreductase activity; FAD binding. The coding region runs from base 352 to 1209 and encodes 285 amino acids. The transcript is spliced from 10 exons.